This is a messenger RNA of Pleurotus ostreatus (oyster mushroom), 489 nucleotides long. RefSeq lists its product as uncharacterized. Bases 1 to 489 code for a protein of 162 amino acids. The transcript has 2 exons. NCBI's taxonomy places the organism in Eukaryota, Fungi, Basidiomycota, Agaricomycetes, Agaricales, Pleurotaceae. The record is from RefSeq and is a predicted model, not a curated record.
AUGAGCUUCCAGCAUUUCAGGCUGGGCGAGCUCGCCAUGACCCAGCCGCUCCCGCCCCAUCUCAUGCAGCACAAGGGCACGACAAACAACAUAAAUGGCGCGCCGCCAGAUUCAGCGUCUCAUUUUACCAGCCAGCCCGCCACUUUCCCCUCAAAUCAGUCGACGAAUGGUCCCACGGCCCUUUCGCCUGGUCCGUCAUCUACCACUCCUACUAAGCAACCGUAUGGCUCAGGCGAUGCAGACGACGGUUACACACUGGUGUUCCCUAACAUCGACGCCUUCCAUGCCUGGCGCGUGCAGGAAGAGGAGACACAGAUGGUCGAGUUCGUGAAGGGGGACACCCACGGCAGCAAGGCGAUCCCCCCGAGAUUCAGAGAACAUACGAAACUCGUCUGUGCGAGGCAUUAUGUGGCGGGAGACAACCGGAUAGGGAAGUGUCGCGUCACACGAAGUCACACAAGUCAAAGACAGGGGGCUCGUACUUUAUAG